AUGAUUGCGAUCAUCCAGAAUAUCCCGAGAUCGAAACAACCGCCAAACCUCUUCUUACUACAACUACUACAGAGGUACCGACAACCACUCUUAUUCCUACUACUACUGCAGCUCCAACGCACUGCACCUACCGCAAUGAAAUAUAUUAUGAUGGUGCUUUGGUCAAGAAGGACAUUACCAUGCGAAAAGUGUUAUUGCAUGAGAGGCGAUAUUGUCUGUGCCGUUCAAGAAUGUGGACCAACUCCUUUGGAUAAAGUAAAAUGUAGAGCUCUUCCACGAAAAGAAGGCCACUGUUGUCCCGAUACUUACGACUGCAAUAUGAUUUCAGAAGAGGAUCUAACAACUAUAUCGUCCUAUGAGGUUACUACAACACAGCCUUCAAUUGUAACACCAGAAUCACAAACAAGUAAACCCGAAGAAAUCGUUACUCCCGACCUUAAGGACAGAGGAGAAUUCAGUACAGAUGCUGCAGAAACGAAACCGGAAACUACUACCGAAAGAUUGACCUCUGUAGUGACAGAAGUAGUAACUGAAAUUGCACAAACAAUAUCUUCUUUAGUAUUCGGUAAUACUGAAGAACCAAAGAAAACAGAUAAAUCAGAGGAGCCUACCACAGAAAUUUCGGAAGAACCUACAAAACAACCGGAAAUUCAUGAAACCCCAACUGAGAAGAAACAAGAAGAUACUGAAGCUCCAAUAGAGAAAGUAACAGAACCUGCUCAACAUGAAACGAUUGCUCAUGACGAAACUGAAGAACCAGAAGAACCAGAAGACCACCACACUUCGACCGUUGCCAGUAAAGACUCAUCUACAUCAUUACCCUCAGGCUUUGAAGACGAACGAACAAGACCAAUAGACAAGGAAGGAGAAACCAGAAAACCAACAACACAAGAACCAUCCAAAGAAGGCGAAGAAAGCACUACAAAAUUACCUAAAGAUACUACUGAAAGUGAAACAGAUAAAGGCACUUACGCUGAUAUAACUCCUCAAGAAACAACCGUUGUUAAAGAAGAGGUAACAACACAACGAGUAGCUAUUUCCGAAGGAACAACUAUCCGGCAGACUGCUGAAACUACCAAACUUCCUGAAGAAGAACCAAUAACGACAGUAAAGGCCAAAGAAACAGAAUUGCCCACAUCUGAAACCACUGAAGGACCUAAAGAGUCCCAAGAGCCUAGUGAUGUUACUAGUGAGCAACCUUUAGAAACAAAAGAACCAUUGGAAACGACAUAUAAACAGGAAGGUACAAAAGAUACUUCUGCUCCCGUAGAAGUUACUAGUGAAUCAUCCAAACCAGAAGAUUCCCGAACAGAAAGUUCCAAAUCAGAUGUUACAACUGAAUCAGAAACUCCUAAAGCCACUGACGCUGUUAAAUUAGAUACAACAACAGAAUCACUUCCAACAGAGCAACCAGGAGUUACUAGAUUACAACCAAUAGAAACACAACCUCCACAGAAAGAAUCUACGACUGAAGAAACCCACCAAACAACUGAGAAAGCUCAAGAAACUACUGAGAAGGUUCAAGAAGCAACACAAAAGGCGCAAGACUUAACUGAAAAUACUCAAGCACCGUCUGAAAAAGCUCAAGAAACACAAUCUCCUAGAGAUGUAACUACGGAACCCAUUACAUCUGUAACACAAUCUGAAGUAGCAGAUGAAACAAGCGAAGAACCCAAAAACACACCGCCUACAGAGGAGCAAGUACCUACUGAAUCAGCUAUCACUACGAAGUUGCCUGAAGAAACACCAGCGCCCAAUAGAGAUAUAACUAGUGAACAAACAACAGAAACAAAAUCUCAAGCAACAGAAACGCAACCAUCCGAACCUGAUGCAACUACUGAAACAUCUUUAGAAACACAAACUAUUACAGAAAAAGUUGAACCAGUAGAAACAUUACCUCCAAAGGCAACAACAGAACGAAUUCAAGAAACAGAAGCCACUAAAGCCUCGCCGACAGAAGUAUCUGACGAUACGGAACCCACUAAUUUGCCACCUAUAGAAGUCUCUCAAGAUACAGACCGUCCUACAGAAUUGGCUACAGAAAAGUCUGAAGAAACUAAAGCUCCCAAGGUAUCUUCUACAGAAGAACCUGAAGGAACAGAACCAUCUAAAGCCCCAUCUACAGACCAAACUCAAGAAACAGAAUCACCUAAUGAACAACCUAUCGAAACACAACCUCCUAAGAUUCUACCUACAGAAGAACCUAAUAAGGCAGAAUCAGACGAGCCUAAAAAAGAAUCAUCUACAGAAGACGCUAAAGAAACGGAACCUUCGAAGGUUACAUCUACAGAAGUUCCUAAAGAAACUAAACCAACAACUGAAACACCUACCACGAAAGCUGCUGAAUUGACAACAAUAGAAGAAAUGGAGAUAGUCACAAGUGCUCCAUUAAACGAAACUGAAAAACCACUUUCAAUGGAUCACAAAUCUGAAACAAUACUACCAACUAAAGAGCAAGCCGCAGAAGCCACAAAACCAGCGGAAACUGUAACAGAAGGUCUACCUGUUCAAACAACUGAACCUCCUAAGGUGGAGGUCCCAACAACACAAGAAACAGUAAAGGAAUCUAAUGAAAUACCGGAAGCUGUAUGUACCAAAGAAACAUGUGGCACACAAGACCAAGCUCCUUCAAGUACGGAAAAACCCACGCCAGUUGAAAAAGACCAUACUGAAUCUAACCAAAUACCUGAGGGUCCAUUAAAAGAAACAACUGAAACAGAAACGCAGAAGCCUUUAGAUAUUACAGACAAAACACCAACCAUAUCAGAAACUGAAGGUCCAACCGUUGGUACCACUACAGAAGCUGAAGUUCAAACAACAGAACCAAAAGUUAAGCAAACUGUACCAGCAGAAAGUUCAACUCAUGAAGCUACAACGCCCAAAGACAUUUCAGAAAGUUCGACAGAAGUUAAGUUGCCAGAGAUUACAACAGAAACUCAAGCAGAAACUACAUCACAUGAUAUUAGAGAGAAUGAAAUCAUUCCUUCGGUAACAACUGAAAAACAACCGCAAGAGACAGAAUCUACCGAAAGCCAAACUUCAGAGGAUAGCGCUACCAAAUCAACUCAGGAACCGAUUGGAGAAACUAAACAGCCUGAGUCUGUUACAACUUCGGAAGAAAUAACCACAAAACAAGCACCUGUUGUUCCCUCAGACCAAACAAAAUCAGCAGAAGUAACUACAUAUUCAACAACAAGGCCAGAAAGCUCCAGUGAUGCAACUUCAGAGCCCAUAACUGUUAUUCCAUCGAAACAACCUGAAACUGCAACCCAACACGAUGCAACUCCAGAUGCCACUGCCACAGAAAUUCCAGAAGAACUAGAAGUAACUACAAUUGAAGAAAGAGUUCAUGGUAUUCCUGGAGAGGGUAGCUGUCUGGUAGAAGGACGAACAUACAACAACAACUCCAAUGUGCCUCCGUUUAAUCACUGCCAAGUUGCCUGUAAGUGUGUUAGCUCCAUCCUCAAAUGUUCCCAUGUUCCAUGUCCAGAUCCACCGAAGGAUUGUGUUACUGUAGUUCCAAGACCAGAAAAUAGCUGCUGCCCUGUAUACCAAUGCAGUAAGUAUCAUAUUUUAAGCUUAAAACAAGCUAGUUUGGAAAAAAUUUUAUUUAUUAUUGAUUUUUACUUUACAGGUACUACUACGUCAGAUAGUGGAAUGGAAUCAAGCAGUCAAGUAAUUGAAACAACUACACCCAUUCUAGAAGAAUCUGUAACUACAGCCGCCAAAUCUAGUGGAUCGCCAGAGGGCGAAACUAAAUCGCCAGAAUCAGUGACCACAGUCAGUACUUCAAGUUCAGAAGACACAGAGAAAUCAACAACAGUAGCUUCCUUCACUAAUCAGCAUGAUGUAACUGAGAAUGAAAUUACAGAACCCGUUAUUAAAGUAGAAAGCUGUUCGGGAGAAGCCUGUGAACCAUCCAAACCAAGCGAAUCGACUUCACCUGCUGAACAAGUAACUGAGGCACAAAAAGAAGGUGAAAGCUGUACAGGAGAGGAAUGUGUUCCAUCAAAGACACAUGACUCGACUGAACCUGUUGAACAAACUACACAAACACAAAAAGAAGGACAAAGUUGUACUGAAGAAGAAGGAUGCGCUCCACCUAAAUCAAGCGAGUCUACACCCCCAGUUGAGCAAGUAACUGAAACUCAAAAAGAAGGUGAAGUCUGUACAGAUGAAGGAUGUGCUCCAUCGAAAUCAAGCGAGCCUACACCAACAGUUCAACAAGUAACUGAAAGUCAACAAGAAGGAGAAAGUUGUACCGAAGAAGGAUGUGCUCCAUCUAAAUCCAGUCAGACUACACCGCCCACUGAACAGGUAACUGAAACACAAAAAGAAGGAGAAAGUUGUACGGAAGAAGGUUGUACUCCAUCUAAACCUAGUGAGACUGUAGCACCAGUUGAACAGGUAACUGAAACUCAAAAAGAAGGAGAAAUUUGUACUGAAGAAGGAUGUGCUCCAUCUAAACCUAGUGAGACUUUAGCACCUGUUGAACAGGUAACUGAAGCACAAAAAGAAGGAGAAAGUUGUACUGAAGAAGGAUGUGCUCCAUCUAAAUCUAGUGAGACUGUACCACCCGUUGAACAGGUAACUGAGGCACAAAAAGGAGGAGAAAGUUGUACCGAAGAAGGAUGUACUCCAUCUAAAUCUAGUGAGACUGUACCACCCGUUGAACAGGUAACUGAAGCACAAAAAGAAGGAGAAAGUUGCACCGAAGAAGGAUGUACUCCAUCUAAAUCUAGUGAGACUGUACCACCCGUUGAACAGGUAACUGAAACACAAAAAGAAGGAGAAAGUUGUACUGAAGAAGGAUGUGCUCCAUCUAAAUCUAGUGAGACUGUACCACCCGUUGAACAGGUAACUGAAGCACAAAAAGAAGAAGAAAGUUGUACAGAAGAAGGAUGCGCUCCAUCUAAAUCUAGUGAAUCUGUACCACCUGUAGAACAAUCAACUGAAGUACAAGAUGGCGAGAUUACUACUGUAAAACAAACAGAGUCUUCUACAAUAAAAUCCGAAGGACAGAAUGAUGUAAGUACAGAAGGACAAGAAACCCCUACGGCACAUAUCCCGGUAGACAGAGUUCAAGAAGUAACUACAGAAAAAGCAACAGAAGUUACUACAGAAAUUCGAAUUACUCCCAGCACAGAAUCGACUAAACCAGAAGAAAUUACUACCAAAACUGAAGAUAAUAAAACUGAAACCGAUGUAAUCACUCCUCUAGUUGGUUCCACAGAAGAAUCAAUACAUAUUACAACAGACAAAAAUGUUGAAACGACAAGUAAAUCAACAGAAAUUACAGAUGUUCCUGUUACCACUAAUAUUUUACCAGGAGAAAGUUCUAAAGAUACAAUAGAACCAACUAAGGAGCUACCAACUGACAAACCAGAAGAAUCUAAACCAUCAGAUACAACUGCGUCUGAACAAUUACCUACUAAAGCUCCAGAAGAAAAAUUAGUUACUGAUGAAACUCCUAAAGAAACAGAAUCCUCUCAAAAACCUAAAGAGACGGAACCUCCAACUGAAAGUACUGUUAAAUUAACUGAAACUGAAAGACCUGCAGUUUCUUCAAAUGAACCAUCUAAGGAGGUGACACCCUCUUCUGAACAGGAAACUGAGAAACCGACGACAGAACCUUCAUCAGAUUACACAAUGACAGAAACAAUUGAAUCGGAACGUCCAUUGGAUUCAGGAGCACAUAUUACCGAAAUUACAUCUUCAACAUCUACUGAACAAAGUUCCAAACCAUCAAUAGAAACUGAAGCGCCAAGCGACCAACAUAAAACUGAAGCUACAACGUUAUCCAUGAAACUAAAUGAACCAGUCGAAUCUACAACCACAAUUAGAAACGAAAUUGCAGUUACACAAAAAGACGAAGGCGCAGAAGAUACAACAAUUAACGCAGUUACACAAUCUCAACCCGUAUCGGGAGCAACCGAAGGAAGACCUACAGAAAAAGUAACAACAACCAAUGUAUCAGAGACAAAAGCUGAAGUGACAACAGUAGGCAGUGACAAAGAAGAACCAGUUACAGUGACCAAAGAAGAAACUACAGUUUCCAGUACGAAAUAUCAAUCAGAGAAUACAGAAGAGGCAACAACGAUAGGUUCCAACAAACUGGAAGAAGAUAAGAAGGAAGAACCAACGACAGUAGACACUACUAAAUUGGAAGAAGAUAAAAAAGAAGAACCGACGACAAUAGGUACUACAAAAUUAGAAGAAGAUAAAAAGGAAGAACCAACGACAAUAGGUACUACAAAAUUGGAAGAAGAUAAGAAGGAAGAACCAACGACAAUAGGUACCACAAAAUUGGAAGAAGGUAAGGAGGAAGAACCAACGACAAUAGGUACUACAAAAUUGAGUGAAGAUAACAAAGAACAAUCUACGACGAUAGGUACUACAAAACUAGAAGAAGAUAAGAAAGAGGAAGCUACAACGAUAGGUACUACACGAUUGGAAGAAGAUAAGAAAGAAGAACCGUCCACGAUAGGUACUACAAAACUUCAGGAUGAUAAUAACGAAGAACCAACAACAAUUAGUAGUACAAGAGAAGAAUCAGAUGUAACAACAGGAGCUUCAGCACAAACUGAAAAAUCGGCUACAUCACCUACAAAACCAUCUGAAACCUCAACCGAAGUAUCAAAAGAGGCUGAGUCAACCACGAGUAGAUUAGAAGACGAAUCUACCACUAGACCUACUACCAAACCGUUGGAGACGACAGUUAGUCAGCAAAUUACAGAACAGGUUGGCAUAACGGAAGCAACUAUCAAACCAACAGAACUCCCAAGCGAUGAUUCUGUUACAGACGAAAAAGUUUCUGAACCUGUUCAAACCACAGCCACUGAGCCAGAAACUGCAACAGAAGAAAAGGUGCCAUUAACUGAAUCUUCAAGUCAGUCACCGGUUACAGAACAAAAAACAAAUGAACCUGAAAGUACUACACCUGAAUUACGUGUACCAGUAACCGAACACUCAAGUCAACCAUCGAUUACAGAACAAAAGACACAAGAAUCUGAAGGUACAACACGACCAACAGUUUCUGAAGAGCAACCAAUAGAAGUGGAGCCAACAGUAGAAGGCAAGCCUGCUGAAGCAGAACAGACAACAACGGAAGGAAAAAUUGAGACAACUAGUAAAGCAGUUACCGAACCAGAAACGUCGAAUGCUUCUACCGAGAGCGAACCAGUCACAGUACAUGUUGACGACAGACUGAAACCAGAAGUAUCGAAUGCCUCUACAGAGAGCGAACCAAUUAGUACAACGUCCCCUGUUGAAGUGAAACCGGAAACCGAAGCUCCACAAAUUUCAUCGUCUAAAGAUGAAAUAUUCACGUCCCCUCACAUUAGCACCGAAAGUCCAAAGAAUGAAUCAUCGGAAUUAUUUACGUCUGGACCUCAUCAAGAGGCCACAACAAGAAUAUACCCCGUCGAUGGUGAGCUCUCCACGUCACAUCCACUGUCUCCGCUUUCAACAACCGAACAUCCAACAACUCUGGUACCCACACAUGCCAAUAUUCCUGGUGAACACGAACACGUACCUGACCUACCGGAUUAUCACUCUCCUGGAGAAGAUUACGACGAUGAAGAACCAAGUCCCUUGGGUCCAGGAACCUGCCGAUACGGCGGAAAAGUAUUCGUAUCAGCCCAACAAAUUCCAAGAGAUGAUCCUUGUGAUUUCUGCUUCUGCUUCAGAAGCGAUAUUAUUUGUCUUCAGCAGAGUUGUCCUCCUCCUAUUCCCAACUGCCACGAAGAACCAAUCAGAGGUUUCUGUUGUCCAAGAUACGAAUGUCCUGUUGCGAUGGCAACUGCUCUGAACUUUACAACGACGACCACCACAACGACGACGACGCUGCCGCCACACUUCUUGGCGCACGCGUACCGGGGUAGAGCUACGAAAGUAGGAUGCCAAAUCAAAGGGCAGGCGUAUAAUGUAGGAGACUUCAUUAGAUCUGCUUCAGGGCCAUGCAUGCACUGCACAUGUGGUGGAGAUGGCCAAAUGCAAUGUGAUCCAAAACAAUGUAGUCCAGAACCAAUGUUAAGGCAAAUGAUCCAAGCAGUGUCGAAGAGGAGGAGAUGAGCUGCUAUUUUAUAACUAGUGACAAUGCCAGAGAACUGUGCAAAGUGAUACAGACAUUUUUAUACAAAUUGACGAACUAGUGUCGAAGAACUUUUUUACAAAAGAAUAAUAUAAACAAGCAUUCUCGGGUGCCAAAAAUACAGACGUUAAUUAGGUAGCGUGCCUUUUUUUAUAAAAGAAGAAAAUGUCUUUGCGUAUUGGUGCAAUAGAGUAAAAACAGAUAUUUACGAGAAAACUGUGACCAAAGUCCUUAUGUAUUAUUUCAGAACCAUACAACAGCUCAAUUUACAUAUUUAAUCUUUGUAGACCUUAUCUCGGAUUAAUUUAAUGCCCAAAGCCAACCAAGCAAUACAUACACUAUUUAUUUUGUGAUAUUUUGAACUUAAAUUUCUUUUUUUCGGAUUGUAACCUUACAUAAUCUUUCUUUUUAAUAUAAGCACCAAAUAAACUCUCUAGAAAUAAAGAAACUGCUCCUAAGUUUCUUUUUUUGAGUUUCUAACCUCACAUAACCUGUCUUUUUAAUUUAAGCCCAAAGCAAACUAGGAAUGACUUCUGUAUCUGGAGUUAAUCUGAAAUAAACGUACAUAAAGAUACCUGUUACCUGAUCAAGUUAUUAUUAGAUAGGUAUAUCUUCUUCAUUAGGACUAACUGGUCACUAUUAUUACAAAUAGACUGUUUUUACUUUACAUCAUAAAUGUAUACUCGAUUAUGUAGAAUAUUUGUAGGUCAGAUUUCAGAAAACCUCUUGGAAGGGUGAAUACUAUUAAUACUACAUAUUCUUUUUUUUUAAAUACAUUAAAAACUUAUUCAGUAAUCAUAUAUUUAAUAAAAGCUUCUCAUAUUUGAAUUAAACAGCUUAAACUGUUGUGUCGAGUUUUUAUAUGAUAACAACCAUCCGUUUGUUUUCAAUUUGAUCUUUUACGAACAUAUUCAAGUCAAUUUUGUAAUAAAAAUUAAAAAAAUGAGGAAUCUUAGUAAGAAAAAACAUUUUAACAAAGAGUUCUACAAGAUAAUGUUCUGUAACUAUUACUUACCCAUAUAAGAAAAUAACUGCAAUGAAAAACUGGGCAUUUCCUGGAAUCUGACCUCAUGUAGUGAACAUGACUGACGAAAUUUUUACACUUUUGUAUUUAUACAAGUUUUUGGAGUGUCGUUUUUUUAUUUUAUUUUUGAAAAAAAGCCAUUUCUUGUAACACGCCGGCUCUUUUAAUAUUUAUAUAGUGUUAUUUGUGUUGCGUAUCCCCAAUCGGUCUCAGUUGUUUGACUAGCAGAAAUAUUGUUUUGUUUCGUGUUUUUUUUUUUGUGUAGUUAGGUGAAUAUUGGAAAACCCCCUUUUCUGCUACUUGAACGCUUAGACUACUUCUUGUAUAUUUAUGGAUGCUCAAUAUUAUAAGUAUAAGUAGAUUAUGUAGUAUUUAUCAAUAAUAAUGAAUAAAUUGUGUAAAGAAUAUG
Messenger RNA from Diabrotica balteata, 9525 nucleotides. NCBI's taxonomy places the organism in Eukaryota, Metazoa, Arthropoda, Insecta, Coleoptera, Chrysomelidae. The record is from the annotation of a GenBank genome assembly.